AUGGACAAAGGUCUGUGUGCAUACUACACAGCCAAAAGCAGUCUUGCCAUGCGUAUGUUUAAGACCUCCGUGGGGAAACUGCAGCGACAAGUGUACGAGGGGGAGUACCCUAUAUUCCAAUAUGCGCCAGUGUGUGCGAGUGACUUCAUACAGGUCAGCAGGAAAGGAGACGUGAUGGAUCUGCACAACCGCACCCGAAUGGUGACGGGCGUCGCUGGCACCAGCCCCCACCUCACACUGCCUGAUGUCAUGCUGCUGGCCCCACCAGCUGCCACCUGUGAUGACCCUAACAGGCACAGCCCUGCUGCCCGGGAGAGAGGUAAAGCUACACAGAUUUUAGGGCUAACCAGGCUGCUUCCCUUGAAGUUCGUAGAGAUAUCCAUUCAUAACAGUAAAAAACAACAGCUCCGCCUGAAGCUUGCCACUGGCCACUCUUUUUACCUUCAGCUGUGUCCCCCUCCAGAUAGAGGGGAUCUUUUUAUUCAGUGGAAAAACCUGAUUUAUAUCCUGAGACCAUCAGCAAAGGCUCACAGCACAACCCGGGCCACCCCAGCUAGGAACAUUCUGGACAUAACUGGAUUUAAGAAAGAGAAGAAGUGCCCAGUGGUUAAGUCUCAAAAAGAUGGGGCCAGGGUGCUUAGGGAGAAUAGCUAA
Molecule: messenger RNA, 654 nt
Organism: Cervus elaphus (red deer)
Lineage: Eukaryota; Metazoa; Chordata; Mammalia; Artiodactyla; Cervidae
Gene: GARIN6
Product: family with sequence similarity 71 member C
Cellular component (GO): nucleus
Source: RefSeq, a predicted model, not a curated record